Molecule: messenger RNA, 2575 nt
Organism: Neolamprologus brichardi
Lineage: Eukaryota; Metazoa; Chordata; Actinopteri; Cichliformes; Cichlidae
Gene: baiap2l1b
Product: BAR/IMD domain containing adaptor protein 2 like 1b
Biological process (GO): positive regulation of actin filament polymerization; actin filament bundle assembly; plasma membrane organization
Cellular component (GO): nucleoplasm; cytosol
Molecular function (GO): protein binding
Source: RefSeq, a predicted model, not a curated record
UACAAUAAGUUUGACAGCUCAGCUUUUUUCCCCCCCUGAGUGUGUGCUCACACGAAGAGUGGCAGCAGCAACAGAUAGCUCGAGUCUCCACCACAGGAGUUACUUUUCCCUUUUUUGUUGCUGAGCGUGCGUCCCUACGUCUCCUGCUGGCUAUGAGGAAUUUUAUGUCUGCGUAGGUUUGGUCACCGCUCCCACUUGGACCUGUUUUUUGGGGAGGGGGGGUUUGGCAUCGGUGUAGUUUGUUUUUCCUACAAACAAGUCAAUUCAUAAUUAAAAAUAUAAUAUUUUCUUUGUCGGGCGUCGCGAGGGAACUACAUUAAACAUGUCGAGGAACGCGGAGGAGGUGAACAAGCUCGCUGAAAGUACAUACAAGACCGUAAUGGAACAGUUCAACCCAGGACUGAGGAACCUGGUCAACCUGGGCAAGAACUAUGAAAAAUCAGUAGCAGCAAUGACCCUGGCAGGAAAGUUGUAUUUUGAUGCACUGACUAAGAUUGGGGAGAAUGCUGCAGUUUCUCCUGUCUCCAGAGAAUUAGGUGUAGUACUGACAGAAAUCUCAGAGGUCCACAGGAACGUUCAUCUUGAGCUGGAGGAAAACUUCAAGAGGUUCCACAGAGACAUAAUAGCUGAGCUGGAGAGAAAGACUGACAUGGAUGUCAAAUACAUGACAGCCACAUUUAAAAGAUACCAGAUGGAGCACAAGAUGAAGCAAGAUUCUCUGGAGAAGUCCCAGGCAGACCUGAAGAAGCUGAGGAGAAAGAGCCAAGGCAAGAAUGCGAACAAGUAUGAGAACAAGGAAAGCGAGUGUCUAGAAACGUUGGCAAGCCGACAGAUGGACAUGCAGUUGUUCGUCGCCGAUGGCUGUAAGGAGGCUCUGCUGGAGGAGAAGAGGCGCUUCUGCUUCCUUGUGGACAAACACUGCAUGUUAUCCUAUCAGUUCGCUUCCUUCCAUGACAAGGCCAGAGACAUACUGUCGGAAAAGCUGAGCACCUGGCAGGACCAGUGCAAAGAUGCCACCAAUAUGCCCGAGAGUGUUUUGUCAAUGAUUGAAGGGCUGCGUAAGCCAGUUCCCAUCACACCACUGCCCUCCCCGUCCCCGUCACGACACAGUGUGAACAUAUCUACUCCCCCGGCACCACCUAAGAAAGCUGAGCCCAGCCGUUUGGUUAAUAUGUUCAACCAGGAGAACAACCCCACCGCUGUAACCCCUCCUUCAAGCAACAGCACAGACCACGGGAACGGCGAGGACAGCAAUCUCGCCAGGUCUGUCUCUGUCGCCACAGGGCUCAACAAUAUGGUGAAGAGACCACGUGUGCGCACCAUCUUUCCCCAUACUGCGGGCAACAAUAACACACUGCUGAGCUUUGAAGAGGGAGACGUCAUUGUCCUGCUCAUCCCUGAUGAGAGAGACGGAUGGAUGUAUGGUGAAAUGGAGAAGAAUGGAAAGAGGGGCUGGUUCCCUUCAUCUUACUGCCGUGCUCUCACUGAGACACUCGUGAAUAACAGUGAGCCCGCCGCCCCGUACCGCAGCAGAAGUGUGGUUAACCUCCACCACCAGGACACGGAAACAGACGAGGCAACCAUGGUUCUCCCCCCAGCAGAUUACAGCGACAUCCCGCAACGCAGCACAAACAACAACACCUCGUCUGCCACAAAUAGCAAUCACCAUCACUCCCCCACGCCCUCUGUAGCCUCCUCGUCUGAUCACAGCACGGCGAGUCAGCCUAAUGGCACCGCAAGACCCCCGCCAGCUUUCCUCGCGGGAGGGAACCCUUUCGCCACAGUCAGGCUCCGUCCAACUGUCACCAACGACCGCUCCGCGCCAGUCAUCUGAUCUGUCCACAUUUCCACCCACACUCAACUCACACAAACCCUUGUCAAACUUCCUGUGUCAUCUUACUGUCCAGCAGCUUCUCCUGAUCUGGAUGAAAAUAAACUCUGAUAUGGAAGUACUUUGGGACCAUUUUGUUUACUGAACAGAUCCACAUAUAUUUAUGAAACAUAUAUAUAUAUUUUCUAUGUCUAUUUUUGCCCUUCUGUGGUGUUAAAUACUUACCACAUUCUGACCUGCACAUAAGAUAUAAAUGAAUAAAAACGGUCAAAGAGAGUAGUGGAAUUAUGUUGUUGCUUGUUCAUUGACAGAAAUGACUGUUAAGAGAUCAUUUGUUGCCAUAGGACGGUGGAAGAAAGUACUGUACAGGACCUCUGCAUUUCAACCUCGGGUCCAGAUGAUUGUUUAUGCUUAAUAUUGAUACGAUGUGGUACAGUGACUUGUCCUCUUGUGUAUAUACCUUCAUGUAUAUACAUUUGCACAACAGAUGCUUUGUCCUUAGCCAUCUAGCUUAACUACGGGAGCGUGGAGACCGCACUUCUGCCUUAACGACACAGUCAUACUUACUGCGAUAUGUUGCAUUCUUCAAACUGUCCAUACAAGAUGUUACAAUCACCUCAUCGUACAUUAUCUGUGAAAUCAGUGCUUCAUUGACUACACAAAACAAAACCAUCAGCGUGUGCACUUUCCCCCUGACACCCUUUAACAGGAAUUGCUGUAUGGAAAUAAAGAUCUAUUUCUUCA